Molecule: messenger RNA, 1601 nt
Organism: Panicum virgatum (switchgrass)
Lineage: Eukaryota; Viridiplantae; Streptophyta; Magnoliopsida; Poales; Poaceae
Exons: 3
Coding region: 559-1368 (269 amino acids)
Source: RefSeq, a predicted model, not a curated record
AGCACGUCACGCGUGGUAUGAGUUUGAAGGGAGCGGUUGCAGGUCUGGCUAAUUUUUCGCCAUAACUGCCGGAAUUCAAACCCCGAAUCCCCGGCCCGAUCCCCCACAAGCACAAUUCCCUCCCCAUAAAUCGAAGAGGAAAAGGAGAGAGGGCGAGCCGGCGGGAGAGAAGGGGAUCGGCGCCGCCGGAGCAGCCGCCAGAAGGCCAGGACCGACGCCGCCGGCGAAGGCUCCAGUGGCGGCGACCGCAUCACCGCGCUGCCGCUGGAGCUCCGCGCGCAGAUCGCCUCCUUGCUCCAGUUCCAGUAGGCCGUCCAGCUCUCCACCCUCUCCCGGCCGUGGCGCCACAUCCACCACCACACGCCCGUCGUCGCCAUCAGCCUCUACGAUUUCCUCCACCUCGAGGAGAUCUACUUCGACCGCAAGCACUCCGCCCCCGGGCUCCUGGACGAGCGCUCCAUCCUCGCCGCCCGCGUCGCCCUCGGCCGCCGCGCGCAGGACGCGUCCGCGUCCCGGGUGGACGCCCUAAGGCUCGCCUUCGGCGCCGACGACCUCCGCAUGCGGCGCCACGCCGGCCGCAUCGUCUUGCUCGCCGACGCGCGCGAGAUCCGCAUCCGGGCAUACUCCGGCGAAGGCUCCGCGCGGGACGACGCCUGGGCGCUGGACCUGCCCCCCGCGGCGCGGGACCUGGAGGUCGUCGGGGCGCCCGGCCACGCCGCUCCCGCCGUCGCGGGGCCGGGCGCCGCCGCCCUGCGGAAGCUCAGCCUCGGCAGCGUGGUGAUCCGCGGGUGGCCGCCGCACCUCCUCUCCCUGCGCCCGCGGCUCGACGAGCUGGACAUCUUCUCCUCCAGGAUCGGGCACGCCCGUGUCGACGUCCGCCUGCCGCUCCUCAGGUUCAUCGACCUGGACGAGGUGGAUGUCAGCCCGGAAGACGGCCGGUCGGGAGGGCCGCCGUUCGGAGAGAUCACCAUCGACGCCCCGGAGCUGCUGGAGCUCGACGUGACCUGCAAUGCCGGGUCCACCACAGACUACAAGUCCUUCAGGGUGCGGGCGCCGAGGCUGCGUCUCUUGUGCUGGGCUAACCAGUUCGCAGAGCGCGUGGCCAUCGACGUCGGCAGGCCGGGGAGCGUCAAGGUGGGGGUGAUCCAGCAGAGGUCGGUCUACACGCGCGAGAUGGAGAGCUCCCGGGAGCAGAUGAUGCAGAUGCUCGGGGGGCUGCUCCCGGACCUGCCGCCGGAGAGCAUCGCCGGCGUCGCAAGGCCUUACAUGACGCUGGGAGAGUGCGUGGACUCUGAUGACGACGAAGACGAGCCUAAGCAGGAGAAGCUCACUUGCGACAUCGAUGGCCUCAUGUCGCGUGGCAUCUGAUCCCUGUGCUGCUCGGUGCCUGCUGAAUGACGAGGCACACUUUCGGAGCUCCGGCGGCGAAAGCUUGAAGGUCGAAUCUCGUCCCAGCGUGUUCACCGAUGGAUGCAGCCUGCAGACUGUAUUGUGCUAUGGCCUGUAAAUCCAUCCCCUAGUCCCAGUUUAGGAAUCGUUGAUGGUAUACAUUGGAAGAUUUCAAUAUAAAUGCAACGAAAUGGAUGCAGAGUUCUCGUGCA